GGGUGCUGAGUGAUGAAUUCUGUCAGUUAUAGAAAACUAUCUGAUUUACUAUCAGAUCACAAAAUCGCUUUAGCCUGAACUUUGACAGUCAAAUCUAAAUUAUGUUCAUAAACUUCUAAGUGUGAUAUUUAUCGAGUAUAUUCUUGACACCUUAUUGCUGAUCCGGGAAUCUAUACAUGGCUAGAAUCAAGAAAUGAGCUUGGGUGGCUUGUAUGAAUCAAUAUCACCACCACCUUGCUGCAUGUUUUAAUGGAAGAUAGCCCCUGACAACUUCCUCUCAAUAGGUGAUAAGUGUGGAUGGCAGGCCUGCAUUUGCACAAGACACCGGGCUAGUGGUGAUCAUUCAAAACAAGUGAGAGAUAAACAUUUAGUUUUCACUGAAUCAUCAGACUGAGGUGACGGAGAUUGUGACAUCUGAUGCUUGUGUUUUCCUGAUUGAUGCAUCUUGUCCACUCACUUAUUACCUUGUUUGGAUGUUGGCUGGUCAUCCAUGCUUGGAUGCAUUCAUUUGCAGCUUUGACACCGGAGUCUUACGUUGACCCGGGAAAUGAUACACCGCUGGAAUCAGGGGAUGGGCUGCAGCAAGUAUCAAGCCUAACAUUUGGUUUUCACUUGUUUUGACAAUCGCCACUAGCCCAUUGCCUUGUGUAAACACAGGCUAGCUGUCCAGGGCUUGUCCUUAUGUGAAGGGAAGGGCAUUUGCUGUUACGCGCCUUGUUACAUGCAUGCGCGAUUUUGGCUCCGGCGCCCGGAAACAAUCAAGAGGUGGGCUGUCAAAAAUGGCUACUCCGCUUGGCAGCCUGUGACUUCUGCUCAUUUUUUCAUCAUUUCCUGGUUUUGGCUGGUUAUCCGCAAGCAUAAAGGGAUAGAAAUGACCCUGUCUCGAUCUGUAUUUGAUAUACUGGUCUUUCCUAGAAGCCUCCCUCACAAGCAACAUCUUGCCAUAUCCUACCCUCCCGUACAAUUUACUAAACCCGCUUUCAACCCCUCCUGCUUCAAUGCAGUCUACCAUCAGCAUGGAUUCAUAUCACCAUUCUUUCGCUCACCAGGCAGGAAACGGCGUCGACGCUUUCAUUCAUCCACCCGCAUAUGUUCCGAGCAGUUUCAUAAACCGAGACCCAAGAUAUGACCUGCUACAUGUCGAGAGUUCUUCUAUUAAUGGGGUAAAUGCGAAUA
Blastomyces dermatitidis ER-3 is the source of this 1176-nucleotide messenger RNA. RefSeq lists its product as uncharacterized. The record is from RefSeq and is a predicted model, not a curated record. The transcript has a single exon. NCBI's taxonomy places the organism in Eukaryota, Fungi, Ascomycota, Eurotiomycetes, Onygenales, Ajellomycetaceae. The coding region runs from base 722 to 1129 and encodes 135 amino acids.